Molecule: messenger RNA, 2821 nt
Organism: Ctenopharyngodon idella (grass carp)
Lineage: Eukaryota; Metazoa; Chordata; Actinopteri; Cypriniformes; Xenocyprididae
Product: cytosolic phospholipase A2 gamma-like
Exons: 16
Coding region: 577-2319 (580 amino acids)
Biological process (GO): glycerophospholipid catabolic process
Cellular component (GO): nucleoplasm; cytosol; nuclear envelope
Molecular function (GO): calcium ion binding; calcium-dependent phospholipid binding
Source: RefSeq, a predicted model, not a curated record
CAAGCGGAGGUGAGCCAGAUGAAGAUUUCAGUUAAGAAGAGGAAGAGUGCUAGAAGAAGACAACAGCGUAAGCCAAGAGGAAGGACAGAGGCUGAUACGCCUAGAACAGGAAAAUUUGAUUAUACAAGGCAUUGAUCAAUCGAUGAAGUUGCAAUUUCCCAAAAAGUAGUAUAAAAGUCUGACGAAUAAAAGGCCUCCUCAGAUGCUGCCUGCAUUAAGCGUAGAAGGACACCUGAUACCCUAACAAGGGGCGCUUAACAGCAUCAAAAAAAAAGCUACAGCUUUAGUUUUACAUCUUUAGUUUAAGCUACAUCUCUAGUUAUAGAGAUUUUUAACUUAAGCUGAUUUAAGUUUUAUUUUGUUUUAUUUUGCAUUAACUGCUUUGUAUUGUAACCAAUAAAAGUAUUUUUAUUGUUACGAUUGCCUUCCGUGAGACUUUACUUAUAACUACAAACUGAGCCUCAAUAAAGAACAACCACAAGGUAGUCUUCUACGUCAUCCCUGAAGGACUUCAGCCUGCCGGCGGGUAACAGCUGCUGUGGUGUUGUUGGUGAAGACUCAGGAUUUACAGGAAUAAUGAGCGCAUCCAAACCCCAGAAAAGCGGUAAGGUGCGAAUCGAACCCUCUCUGAAUAAGGAGGAGGAGGAGUUUGUAGACGGAAGGAGAAAAUCUGUUCUAGAAAGCCUGAAGAAGCUUCAGAUACAGUGCAGUCAGAAUGAGGUGCCAAACAUUGCCUUACUGGGUUCUGGAGGAGGACAAAGAGCCAUGGUGGGUUUGCUGGGAUCCCUGGUUCAGCUCCAGAAAACAGGUCUUCUGGACUGUGUCCUUUAUCUGAGCGGAGUGUCUGGAUCCACCUGGUGUAUGGCCUCCUUAUAUAAGGAACCAGACUGGUCCACCAAACUAGAGACCGUGAAAGACAAGAUCAUCAAGAGACUCAACGGUCCUGAAGUCAGCUGGACAAAUGCAGUUUCCAAACUGAAGAAAUAUUACUAUGAGAAAGACUUCUUCAGUUUGACUGACGUCUGGGCAGUGAUGUUCAUCACGUCAUGCGUGAAAGAGAUAGACGAACACACACUCACAGAGCAGUGGAGCCAGCAGAGCAAAGACGGUAAAGUCCCGUUUCCCAUCUACACCGUGAUCGACAAGAAGUGCAAACAGCACGAUAACAGAGACUCCUGGUUUGAGAUCACUCCACAUGAAGCAGGUUAUUCUCUCACUGGAGCGUUUGUGGACACCUCCAACUUUGGCAGCAAGUUUCACCAAGGCUCCCAGACAAAUCAGCAGGAUGAAUUUGACAUGCUGUACCUGCAAGCUCUAUGCGGAAGCGCUUUAGCCGAUGAAGUGGAGAUUAAGAAAUUCCUCUGGCAAAAGAUAAAAGAUUUCUUUCAACAAAAGGAAACAAUAUUUCAGGAAAUGAGGAAGGAACAGCCUGAGAGGAGUAAAGAAGCAAUCAAACCACCAGAAGCACGACUGGACCGUAUGUCAGACCGCAGACAACAAGAUCCAAAGUCUCCAGACGAGUGUUACCAGGUGCUCAUGAACCUCGUGGACAUGAAUCUCUCUGUUUUGACUGGGGAAGAUACUUCUGCUCUUGAUGAAUCCAUCAGGACAACACUGAACGACCUCCCUGGAGGCAAAAGCCAUGAGGACAGACUGAGAAUUGCUCAUACAAAAACAGAAAAACUGAAUGUGAAGAGUUACACCACAGAUGAAUACAACAGAUUGAGUGAUCGGAUUGGUUUCUGGAUAUUAGAUGCUUGGAUGAGCAUUAUUAAUUGCAUGAAUCAGUGGAUCUGGGGCAGGAAUCAUAACUUCCUCCACAACAUGACAGAUGAAGCAGUGCCCUCCACUCUUCUGGAAACUGAGACGAGAGACUUUGAAGACACCGGGCUGUUGCUCAACUCACCCUACUUCUCAGUGCUGAGAAAAGAGAGAAACAUCGACCUCAUCAUUUCCCUGGAUUUCAGUGAGGGUGAUCCUUUCAUGACGGUGAAGGAAGCUGCCAAGACGUGCAAGGAACUAAACAUCCCUUUCCCUGAGGUCAACAUUCCCAGUGGACACUCAGAGAAACCAAAGGACUUCUAUGUGUUUAAAGGCAAAAACACUCCAACCGUGAUCCACAUCCCUCUCUUUAAUGUGGUCAACUGUGGAGACAAAAUUGAGGACUGGAGGAAAAAUUAUAAGACCUUUCAAGGUCCUUACAGCGCUAAGAUGAUCACUGAUCUCGUGGAGGUCGCUGGAAAAAACAUCACAAACAACAGAGGAAAACUGCUGGAGCAGAUCCGUGCGGCCGUUGGGCAAAAAGGAUCUAGACGCUAACAUGUAAAAUCUGAAUAUAGACUAAACUGAUUUGCAUAUCAGCAGUGUUGGGGGUAACCUAUUAUAAGUAACUUAAGUUACGUAAUCAGAUUACAUUUUUCAAGUAACUAGUAAAGUAAUGCAUUACUUUUAAAUUUACAAUUUAAUAUCUGAGUUACUUUUUUACAAAUAAGCAGCACAAGUUACUUUGUUUUUCCUUUUAUUGAUUGAUGCCUCUCCUGUCGCCAUGUUGAGAGGAAUCGUAAGUGCAGAAGUUUUUCCUUAAAAAGUAACUAAGUAAUGCAAUAGUUGCUUUUUAUGGGCGUAAUGCAUUAAUUUCCAAAGUAACUUUCCCCAACACUGCAUAUCAGUCAUUUUACAAGCGUUUAAUUUCUUUUUCUGUUAGCUUUUUUUUUUUUCUGCAAAAUGCUUUUUUUCUGCUAAUUCUGUUUAAUAUGUUUCUGCAUGUUUCAAUGUUUCUUUCUGCAUGCUGAUUAUAAUAAAACAGAGUUAUGAUCCUGAA